Messenger RNA from Hirundo rustica (Barn swallow), 1822 nucleotides. It is a transcript of the gene NEU2, whose product is annotated as neuraminidase 2. Bases 511 to 1650 code for a protein of 379 amino acids. Gene Ontology annotation, molecular function: exo-alpha-sialidase activity. Gene Ontology annotation, biological process: oligosaccharide catabolic process; ganglioside catabolic process. Lineage: Eukaryota; Metazoa; Chordata; Aves; Passeriformes; Hirundinidae. The transcript has 5 exons. The record is from RefSeq and is a predicted model, not a curated record. Gene Ontology annotation, cellular component: lysosome; membrane; cytoplasm.
UGAAACCCUGAGAUGGAGGAAUGUAACUGGGAAACUCAGCCUAAUCCCUCCUGCCGGGAAGCGCACUCCUGAUUACACCACAGGAUUGGCUGCUAUCCGCCUCUCCUUCUCCGGCAGGGCUUCGCACCCGCUCGGUCAUUUGCCUCAUCUCCCCUUCCUUAGCGUCGCUACUUCCAUAAGGAUAUAUUCCCUCGUUUAGGCACAAUUUUUAGAAAUUAGAUCUCCUCUCCUAGAAACUAAAAAGAGAAGAAGCAGCCCAGGAGAUCUUAUUCAUGAAAAAAAUCCCCAAACCCUUCUAGUCAGUGGGAGUUUCACACCAAGAAAGGCCACAAGAUGAGAUCUAGACACUGUGAAUAAAGGGGAUUUCUGUGAUCAGCAUGAUGAGAAAACCACUUGACUGAAAAACAGAAAGAGCAAGACUCAAGCACUGAGAGGAAGAGGCCUACUUCUGGACCAGGGGACUGCUAUGAGAGGAACUCACCCACAGCUGGAUGCUUCAGGAAAUGCACAAUGGCUACAUUCCCUGUCUUGGAGCAAGAAACACUAUUCCAGAAUGGUAGCUGGAGCUACCGAAUUCCAGCCCUGCUCUACCUGCCGCGGUUCAGCAUGAUCCUGGCCUUUGCUGAGGAGCGAGAGGACCUGGUGGAUGAACACGCCAAGCUGAUAGUCAUGCGCAGAGGCAUGUAUGACCCAGCCACGCAGCACGUUCAGUGGAAAAGAAUGGAGACCCUUGUCAGUGCACAUCUGGAAGGCCACCGAUCUAUGAACCCUUGCCCAGUAUAUGAUGAGGUGUCGGGGAAACUCAUCUUGUUUUUCAUAGCCGUCCCGGGAAAGAUCUCUGAGCAGCAUCAGCUGAGGACAAAGAUCAACCUGGUACGUCUCUGCUAUGUCACUAGCGUGGACCAAGGGCGCACCUGGAGCGCUGCCCAGGAUGUCACCGACAGGACCAUUAGGAAUGAGUACAAGAACUGGGCCACGUUUGCAGUGGGGCCGGGUCACGGAUUACAAUUGCUCAACGAGGCCCGGAGCCUUGUGAUUCCUGCCUAUGCCUAUCGUAUCUUGGACCCCAAACAACACCCCACCCCUCAUGCCUUCUGCUUCAUCAGCUCUGACCAUGGGACAACAUGGGAGAUGGGGAACUUCGUGGGGGAGGAGAGCGCGGUGGAGUGCCAGGUAGCGGAGGUGCAUACCUGUGGCAGAAAGGUCCUUUACUGCAAUGCAAGGAGCAACAGGGGAGCCAGGAUCCAGGCUGUCAGCUACAACCACGGGCUGGACUUCGAGGGCGGCCAGCGGGUUGAAAUGCUAACAGAACCUCCCUCUGGAUGCCAUGGAAGUGUUACUGCCUUUCCACCUCCCCCGGACGCCAGAUGUCAAGACAGUUGGUUACUCUACGCUCAUCCUACAGACCCAAGGGGUCGAAAAGAUUUGGGAAUUUACCUCAACAAAAGCCCUUUAAAUCCAGCACACUGGACAAAGCCCAGCAUCCUCUUCAAGGGCCUGUGUGCUUAUUCAGAUCUGCAGUACAUGGGCAUUGGGCCCGAUGGAUCACCUUUGUUCUCCUGCCUCUUUGAAUAUGGGACCCGCAGACAAUGUGAAGAGAUGAUUUUUGUCAUGUUCACCUUAAAGCAAGCCUUUCCCUCAGAAUACUGAGUCUCAAGCCUUUCCAUCAGCAUCCCUCUGAAAGCCAUCUUUGCUGAUGCUUUUUACUGUCAUUUCUCAUCCCUCAGUAAAAGGUCUUUUUUUACUCCGGCUUCACACAUAGUGUCGUGUUGGCUUGUUCUGUCUGUAGAUUGUGAAGUCCAUUAAACAUACCACAACUUCA